AUGAGUGGAUCAAAAUCCAACCCAAAAGCUUCUUUAUCAUUAAACACGAUUAUAACACCAUCGGAUGUUAUUCAACGAAGGCGACGAAUGGUUCGAAAUUAUUCGAUUCUUUGGUUAGAUGAGUGUAUGGAUGAAGCAAACCGAGAAUGUCAAAGUAUUUUGACACAAUUGAAAACCAAAACAGAUGAUGUAAACGUCUUUAAGCAGCGAGACGAAUGUAUCGACGCUCUUACAGAUGCUGAAGAAAACAUCAAGUCUUUUCUCGUUCUUGAAAACACUAUGGCUCAACAAAUGAUGCCGCUCAUGAAUGACAUCCCUCAAUUGCAUAGUGUUUAUAUCCUUAGUAAUAUUAAAUCCCAAUAUGAAGAAUGGUCAACAAAAUGGCAAAAAGUCAGGGGCGCUCAUACUAACAUCGAUGAUUUAUGUAAAGUAUUACAACUGCAUAUCAAGAAAUGCAAUCAAGAUUCGAUUGCCAUGAGUUUUAUCACGGUAAAUGAAAUGACUUCAACUGAUAAUUCAAAUCAAUUAGAGCCAACAUUUAUGUAUACUCAAAUAUUUAAGGAAAUCAUUCUUGAUAUGAAACAUGAUAAACAGGUCAUCAAAGAGUUUACAGCUUAUUGUCGACAACAUGACUGUGGAUCACCAACGAAUAUUGAUCAAUUUGAAAACGAAUACCAUACUCAAUCAGCUAUUUGGUGGUAUACUUCUCCCUCAUUUAUCUACUCUAUGCUGAAUUAUGCUCUACGCUCGAUGGAAGCCAACACAAUUAUUAAUAUGGGCUUUUUCAUACAUGAUCUUCACCAACAAAUUCAACAACUGCACCAACAACAAUUUAGUAGUUAUCACGAUAAACCAUUCAUAGUUUACCGAGGACAAGGUCUAUCCAAAGCAAAUUUUGAAAAACUGCAAAAAACAAACGGUUCUUUACUGUCCUUCAAUAACUUUUUAUCCACUAGUACGGAACAAGACAUUUCCCUACUCUUUGCCAACUGUGCGUCAGACAACGUGGACAUGAUAGGCAUUCUUUUCAAGAUGUUAAUUGAUCCUCGUGUUAAAUCAGUGCCAUUUGCUUCCAUCAAGCAAACAAGCUAUUAUAACGAGGAAGAAGAAAUUCUCUUCUCAAUGCACACGGUCUUUCGAGUGGGUCACAUUGAAAAAAUUGACAAUAACAAUCAAGUUUAUCAAGUUGAAUUAGAAUUAACGUCGGAUGAUGAUCAACAACUACGAUUACUUACAGAUCGGAUACGAGAAGAAGUUGGUGAUAGUACUGGAUGGAAAAGAUUAGGUAACUUAUUGCUUAAAAUUGGUCAGUUUAAUAAAGCUGAAGAACUUUAUAACGUAUUACUCGAACAAACAUCUGAUGAGGAUGAAAAAGUGCUUUAUUAUAAUCAGCUGGGAUUUGUCCAGUGGAAUCAAGGUGAUAAUGAAAAGGCUAUUUGGUAUUACGAACAAGCGCUUGAAAUUGAACAAAAAACGUGUCCUUCAAAUCAUGCUAGUUUCGCAACUUCGUACAACAGCAUCGGUUUGGUUUAUCAUAGUAUGGGAGAGUAUUCGAAAGCACUUUCAUUUUACCAACAAGCACUUGAAAUUCGACAAAAAACUCUUCCUGCAAAUCAUUCUGAUUUAGCACAGUCAUACAACAACAUCGGUGGUGUGUAUAACAGCAUGGGAGAGUACUCGAAAACACUUUCAUUUUACGAACAAGCACUUGAAACCUGUCAAAAAACUCUUCCUUCAAAUCAUCCUCAUUUGGCUACUUUAUACAACAACAUCGGCUUGGUGUAUAAACAGAUGGGAGAGUACUCGAAAGCACUUCCAUAUUGUGAAGACGCACUUGAAAUUUGUCAAAAAACUCUUCCUUCAAAUCAUCCGUCAUUAGCUACUUCAUUCCACAGCAUCGGUACUGUGUAUGACAACAUGGGAGAGUAUUUGAAAGCACUUUCAUUUCACGAACAAGCACUUGAAAUUGAUCACAACACUCUUCCUUCAAAUCAUCCUUCAUUGGCUAAUUCAUACGAUAACAUCGGUUUCGUGUAUAACAACAUGGGAGAGUACUCGAAAGCACUCUCAUUUUACGAAAAAACACUGGAAAUUCGACAAAAAACUCUUCCUGUAAAUCAUCCUGAUUUGGCUACUUCAUACAACCACAUCGGUUUGAUGUAUAACAAUGUGCAAGACUAUUCGAAGGCACUUUCAUUUUACGAAAAAGCACUUGAAAUCUAUCAAAAAACUCUUCCUUCAAAUCAUCCUCAUUUGGCUAUUUCAUACAACAACAUUGGCAGUGUAUAUAACACAAUGGGGGAGUACUCGAAAGCACUUUUAUCUCACGAACAAGCACUUGAAAUUCGACAAAAAACUCUUUCUUCAAAUCAUCCUGAUUUAGCACAGUCAUAUAACAACAUUGGUCUGGUGUAUCACAACAUGGGUGAGUCCUCGAAAGCACUUUUAUCUCACGAAAACGCACUUGAAAUCUAUCAAAAAACUCUUCGUUCAAAUCAUCCUUUAUUGGCUACUUCGUACAACAACAUUGAUUUGGUGUAUUACAAUAUGAAAGACUAUUCGAAGGCUCUUCCAUUUUACGAAAAAACACUUGAAAUUGAACAAAAAGUACUUCGUUCAAAUCAUCCUGAUUUGGCUAAUUCAUACAACAACAUCGGCGCUGUGUAUAACGGCAUGGGAGAGUGCUCAAAAGCACUUCCAUAUUGCGAGAAAGCACUUGAAAUUCAACAAAAAACUUUUCCUUCAAAUCAUCCUAUAGUGGCUACUUCAUACAACAACAUCAGGGCUGUGUAUAAAAGCAUGAGAGAGUACUCGAAAGCACUUUCAUAUUAUGAACGUGCUCUGAACAUAUGGCAGCAUGCAUUACCUCCAACUCAUUCUCAUAUAAAAGUGGUGAGGAACAAUAUUGAAAUUGUAACAAAGAACUUAUAA
This is a messenger RNA of Adineta steineri, 2931 nucleotides long. The record is from the annotation of a GenBank genome assembly. Lineage: Eukaryota; Metazoa; Rotifera; Eurotatoria; Adinetida; Adinetidae.